This is a messenger RNA of Pimephales promelas (fathead minnow), 1896 nucleotides long. RefSeq names its product tocopherol (alpha) transfer protein (gene ttpa). The record is from RefSeq and is a predicted model, not a curated record. Gene Ontology annotation, cellular component: late endosome; membrane. Gene Ontology annotation, molecular function: phosphatidylinositol bisphosphate binding; lipid transfer activity; vitamin E binding. NCBI's taxonomy places the organism in Eukaryota, Metazoa, Chordata, Actinopteri, Cypriniformes, Leuciscidae. Gene Ontology annotation, biological process: vitamin E metabolic process; vitamin transport.
AAUGGGAUGUCAGGGGCUCAUUCCCUGCCCCCUUUUAAGUGAGACCGCUGCUCGGAGAAAAUGACACUCGAUCGGCUCGCGCAAAUAUGAAGUCUGAGGAAGUUGACGACAUCGAAGAAUUAAAUAAUUUACCCUUCGAUUCUGUUCGGAUUGCCCCGUAUUUGGCAGAGCUGAGGCAAAAAGCAGAAACAGAAAAAAACAUUCGACACUUGGAUUUGUCGAAACAAUUUCUGAUACGUUUUUUGAAGGCGAGAGACUUUGAUGUGGCAUUGGCGUUUAAGCUUUUAAUCAACUAUCAUAAAUGGAGACAAGAAUGUCCAGAAAUAACUGCCGAUCUACGGCCAUUAUCCGUCAUAGGGCUUCUCCAAAACAAUUACCAUGGAGUUUUAAGAUCACGAGAUGAUGCUGGAGGCCGAGUUUUGAUCUAUCGUAUCGGUCAGUGGAACCCCAAAGAAUUUACAGCUUACGAGGUUUUUCGUGUGAGCCUCAUUACGUCAGAGUUGAUUGUUCGAGAGUGGGAGACUCAAAAAAAUGGACUCAAAGUGAUUUUUGAUCUCCAAGACUGGUGCUUUGCUCAUGCUCUACAGAUAAAUCCUUCCUUGGCAAAAAAGAUAUCUGCUGUACUCACAGAUUCCUUUCCUUUAAAAGUACGCGGGAUCCACUUGAUAAACGAGCCCAUAUUUUUCCGUCCCGUCUUUGCCAUGAUCCGUCCAUUUCUUCCAGAUAAAAUCAAACAACGGAUUCAUAUGCAUGGCUGUUCAUAUGUCCGAAGUCUCUGCAGUUACUUUCCGAAGGAUAUCCUCCCUCCUGUGUAUGGAGGAACGGGACCAGGUAUAGAUGAAGUGUGCCAAGAGUGGACUGAGUUCAUCAUGCAGUCUGAAGAUUAUCUCUAUAGGCUCUCUAUAGACUUGCGCAAGCCGCAUGAAUCAGGCGGUGGAGGAGAUGCUUCUCACAGUCAUCCGCCUUUGACUAAUUAAAAUAAAGGUACUUCUCAUCUUUGAGUUCUGCUGUGGGAUAAUAAUUAAGGAUAAUAUUGCUGACUUAAAUUGUAAUUAUUUACUAAAUAUGAUUUUUUUUUUUUACUUUUAUUUUCAUUCCAGGAUAGGAAAAGUGACAUUCCUAGUUAUCACAUUUGGAUAAUGUGAUUUUAUUGAAUUCUAUAUCACACAGAUAUUCUUUGCAAGUACUUGAUAUACCUCUGAAGAUACAAUAUAGCAUUAUAUUUCAGAUGUUUGUUGCUUUUAGAAGAAGGAUUUUGUGGUCUUUUUAAAAUAACACAACUAGUGUACAAUGUUGUAUGAGACUGAAAUAUCAAAGUGCCUUUGUUUCUUUUACUUGUGAAUUGUCAUUGUUUUUAUUGUAUUAUUUUCAUAACAAUAGACAAAACUCAGGAUGUUACAAAACGUAAGCCUCUGUGUUUAUGGAGUCAAAUGAUCUGUAAUGUAAUGGUAAACCACAGCAUUCAGUAACCUUUGCUAUAUUUUAAAUAAAUAAAAAGCUGAGGGCAUGUACUUAUUUAGUUUACUCUAAGUGGGAUUGUAAAGUGGAACUUUGGUCUAUUGCCUUUAGCUCUGGACCUUAAACAAAUAUAACCAGAGAGGAAUGACCUUACUGGAGCUCUUAAUGUUUACAGAUUUCCUCAAAUGUGAGUUUCUGAAACCAUGUAUAUAUUUCUUGUUCUGUUUAUUGCACCUUUCCUGUCAGUCUAAUGACAGAAGGAAAAUCACUGUUUUACAUUAGUAGCUCAUUAUUUUAUUGUGUUGUCAUCUAUUGUUAUCCAACUACAACUUUAAAUAUUUUUUCCCCACUUUAAUGUACAUUACCAUAAUGAUAAAAAGAUAUACACAGACACACAAUGUGCUACUCAAAUAAACGUGGGAACUGGACAAUCGCAAA